AUGUCACAAAUCCGACUGCUCAUUCUCGUCCCCCUCUACUCCCGAUGUCUGGUCCUUGUCAGCCUUGCCGCCUGGGUAAAGGCUGACCCCUCGAUUCACUUAACCCCGCCUACAACAACAACAUCAACAACGACAUCAACAAUAACCCCGCUCACACCAGCACUGACCAACGGACAGACUUCCGCGCACGCAUUAAAUCAGACUCGAAUAAUAGACCAUCCGGUCCCAUCACCGAUCGAUCUGUCUACCACAUCUGAUCCCGGUCGUGAUACGCCUAGCACGGUAAUCGGACAAUCUGCCCGGCGGCACAAUCCGAGUUGGCGACGUAAACGAAGAUUUGCCGAGGCCGAUCGGGAAACACUACCGGGACAGGAUCCGAGAUGUGAUCAGUUUAUUCAUUCAGUCGAGGUGGUUCAACCGCGUGAUCCGUCGGUGAUGACUGAUUUCUUUGGAGUAUCGGCCACUCAGAAACGAGUCAAAGAGUAUCAGUUUCAAACACCAAAUUGGCCAAAACCCUUUCCGUUUGAGAUUGACUGUAUAAAAAUUAUUUCUGCUCCUACCAAGCACCAUCGAAUACUCUUGAACUUCCGAGGUGUAUUUGAACUGGAACCGGAACCAAAUUGUCUGGGCGAUUUUCUCGAGGUACGCGAUGGCGCAUUCGGAUUCUCUCCACUGCUCGGACGAUUUUGUUCGAGACGGGUACCGAAUGUGGGCAACGGGAUUCAGACGACGGGACAAUAUAUGUGGCUACGAUUCCGCAGUGAUUCGACCAUUCCACAUCGUGGAUUUCAAGCAGUUUAUCGGUUCUACGAGACUAGUAAGUUUCCUUGGGAUUGA
Molecule: messenger RNA, 837 nt
Organism: Echinostoma caproni
Lineage: Eukaryota; Metazoa; Platyhelminthes; Trematoda; Plagiorchiida; Echinostomatidae
Source: the annotation of a GenBank genome assembly